CGAUAACAAGAACGGCUCUCACCAAGUAGGACUCGGUUCCCCUCGUUCGUACCAAACAGCCGUUCAAAAGAAUCGGCUCGUUCGCGACCGACACAUCACUACUGUUUGUAGUCACUUGACGUCUCUCUGAGGAACAAAAAGGAAUUGGCGGUUUAUGAAAAAAUGCCCGACCAAGUGAAGAUAUCCCAUGAAGAACUGGAGCGGGACGGUUUCUGCCAGAAUCCUUUCUUUGAAUGCCUCGUUGCAGAAGUGCCUGAGGAGAAUAAAUCUAAAGAUGGAUUCACAGUAGUUGGAUUUGCCCUUUACUUUUACACUUACAGUACAUGGAAGGGGCCGACAGUGUUUUUGGGGGACCUGUACGUGAUGCCAGAAUUCAGAGGAAAUGGAUUUGGAAAGGGUUUACUGUGCAAAGUCGCUAAGGUGGGGAAGGAGAAGCAGUGUGUGCGGCUGCAGUUAUCAGUGCUGGACUGGAAUACCCCGGCCAGAGACUUCUACGCUGCUAAAGGCGCUCAGGACCUCACAGACAGCGAAGGAAGGCACUGUAUACGCUUUGACGGACAAAACCUGGACAAUUUAGCCAAUGAGGCUCCAAAAGAUUAAAUGUCUGCCGAGGAAAACAUGUAUCUUGCUCUGAAAACAUGUCACUGGUAUUGAAACAGUGCCAAAUUAAGCUUCACUAAACCUGGCAUGCUCCUGGUUUAACAAUCAUGAAAAAAAUUAUGUUUCUUAUUUACAGUGACCUACAUGAAAUCUAUCAUUUUAUAUACUCAUCUUUUUAAUAAAGUACCUUUGACCCUCA
Messenger RNA from Trematomus bernacchii (emerald rockcod), 799 nucleotides. RefSeq names its product diamine acetyltransferase 2-like. The record is from RefSeq and is a predicted model, not a curated record. The transcript has 6 exons. Gene Ontology annotation, molecular function: N-acetyltransferase activity. The coding region runs from base 163 to 600 and encodes 145 amino acids. NCBI's taxonomy places the organism in Eukaryota, Metazoa, Chordata, Actinopteri, Perciformes, Nototheniidae.